Messenger RNA from Necator americanus (New World hookworm), 684 nucleotides. RefSeq lists its product as uncharacterized. The record is from RefSeq and is a predicted model, not a curated record. The transcript is spliced from 7 exons. Bases 1 to 684 code for a protein of 227 amino acids. NCBI's taxonomy places the organism in Eukaryota, Metazoa, Nematoda, Chromadorea, Rhabditida, Ancylostomatidae.
AUGACUGAAGUGGAUCAAGCUGAGAAAGGAGAUGGCCGUCUGGUGCCUGAAUUGACAGAAGAAGAGAAGAAACAGUUGGAGAAAGAACGCGAAGAAGCUAAGAAAACGUCGACGUAUCCUACUGCGCCAGAGUUUCCUCUCGCUGAUAGAGUGAGAGAGCUUGGAUUGGAUGCACCACUUGAGAGUGCUGAAUUCUAUGAAGACUUGAAAACAAAGCCAACUACUUUUUACAAAGAUAUGAAGGAGCUGCCCGACUACGUCGCUAAAAAAUACAUACCAGAUAUCUGUCGACGAUAUAUGGAGUUAGAGAAGCGGAUCAAGGUUCUAGAGUCAACAUUAUGGGCGUUACCUCGUGAGGACAGAAGUCUUGAAGAGGACAGGUUCGAGAUCUUAACGGAACUCUUGGAUAAAGCAUGCCAAGGAUUCGAAAUCUGGGAUGAGCAUGUUGAAAGGAAUAUCAAAUUUGGCCAUCGCGUUGUUCUUGAAGCUCGGCUUCUUCAUUUAAUCGAAUCCAAAUUCGACAUCAUUGAGAGGAUCUGCGCUGAAUUUGACAAACUGAAAGGAGAUCAACAUGGAGUGAACAAUGAGCGAGAGUUCCUUCGGUAUGAAAUCCGUCACUGUGACCUGAUGUUCACCGAAAUCCAUGAAAGCUUCCUGAAAUCAUAUUUGGACAUGGAAUGGUAG